This is a messenger RNA of Carassius carassius (crucian carp), 2221 nucleotides long. Its product is annotated as GTPase IMAP family member 8-like. NCBI's taxonomy places the organism in Eukaryota, Metazoa, Chordata, Actinopteri, Cypriniformes, Cyprinidae. The record is from RefSeq and is a predicted model, not a curated record. Gene Ontology annotation, molecular function: GTP binding. Bases 353 to 2221 code for a protein of 622 amino acids. The transcript is spliced from 3 exons.
UGAUCUGAGGAUUGCUCUUCUGGGUUCGAGUGUGUCUGAAAACAGUCUGGUGGGGAACUUCAUCUUAGGACGAGCAGCGUUUGACAGUAAAGCUCCUCCAGAUGUUGUAGAGAGAGUCGGAGGAAGACUGAAGGACAGACACCUGAUCAUCAUCAACAGUCCUCAGCUGCUUCAGAGGAACAUCUCAGAUCAUCAGAUCACACACACAGUGAGAGAGUGUGUGUUUCUGUCUGAUCCAGGACCUCAUGUGAUCCUUCUGCUCCUCAAACAUGAGCCGUGUUCAGCAGAAGAUCAGGAGAAGCGUGUGGAGAAGGUGCUGCUCUCUUUCUCUGAGCAGGUUUAUCAACACAGCAUGGUCCUCACAACACAAGAGCCCACAGAAACCAGUGACGUCCUACAGAACAUCAUUCAGAAGUGUGCAAACAGACACUUCAGUCUUCAGAGGAGCAGCUCUCCUGAGGAUCUGCUGCAGACGCUUGAGCACGUUGAGAAGAUGAAUGAUGGACGAUAUCUGCACUGUGCUGAAGCUUCACAGCGUUUCACCAUGAAGAAACAGAGCACAGCGAGAGUUUCAGAGGCUGUGAAGCUGAAUCUGGUUGUGUGUGGGAGUGACAUGAUGUUAAAAUGCUCCGUAUCAGAGCAGAUCCUGCAGCAGACAGACAGAAGAUCAGACGUGGAUCUUCAUGAUCGUCAGAUCAGUGUGAUAGAGCUUCCAGCUCUGAUUCGUCUCUCAGAAGAGGAAGUGAUGCGUCAGACUCUCCGCUGUGUGUCUCUCUGUCAUCCUGGAGUUCAUGUUUUCAUCAUCAUUAUUCCUGAUGCUCCUCUCAAUAAUGAAGACAGAGCAGAAACAGAGAAGAUCCAGAAGAUCUUCAGCUCCAGAAUCAACAAACACAUCCUGAUCUUCAUAAAGAAGAGAUCAGAGCGUCAGACAGAAGAACUCAGUGAAGAAACACAGUCUGUCAUUCAGAGGUUCGGAGGAAGACAUCAGCUCUUUGGUCCAAAAACACAGGUGUCCACAUUGAUGGAGAACAUCGAGCAGAUGCUGGAAGAAAACAGAGGAGAGUGUUUCUCCACCGAGAUGUUUCUGGAUACACAGAUGAAGAAACUGAUGAAAUAUGAAGAGAUGAGGAAAAAAAACAAGUCACUAGAGACACAUUUACUCUCACAAGGUUCAUCAGAGAAAGAAGAUGAGCUGAGGAUUGUUCUGCUGGGAAAAACUGGAGCUGGGAAAAGUGCAACAGGAAACACAAUCUUAGGAAGAGAAGCGUUUACAGCAGAAGAAUCGUUUGAAUCAGUGACUAAAGAGAGUCAGAGAGAAUCAUGUGAAAUCAACGGUCGACGUGUCACUGUGAUCGACACUUCAGGACUGUUUGAUACUGAACUCAGUAAUGAGGAGAUCCAGAGAGAAAUCACUCACUGUGUCUCCAUGAUCCUGCCUGGACCACAUGUGUUUCUCUUACUGGUUCCACUGGGACGAUUCACUAAAGAAGAAGAAACAUCAGGGAAGAUCAUCCAAGAGACCUUCGGUGAAAACUCAUUAAUGUUCACCAUGGUGCUCUUCACCCGAGGAGACUCUCUGAAGAAGAAGACCAUCGACCAGUGUUUGGGAAAACCUGGAUCUCCUCUGAUGAAGCUGAUCGAAGCGUGUGGAAACAGAUAUCAUGUGUUCAAUAAUAAUCAGCCUGAAGACCGAACACAGGUGACUGAUCUACUGCAGAAGAUAGACGACAUGCUGAAAGAGAACGGAGCGAGUUUCUACUCAUGUAAGAUGUUCAGAGAGAUGGAGAGAGAGAAACAAGAACUACAGAUCAAGAUCCCGAUGGACAGAGUCACAGAAAAAGAGGAAGAACUCAGAGAAAGAGAAGAACGAUAUAAAAGAGAAAUGAAGGAACAGGAGAAGAUUAGAGAUGAGAUGAAAAGAGAAAGAGAGAUGCUUAAAGAUGAAAUGAAGCAAGAAAAAGAGACUGUGAAGAAAGAAAAAGAAAAACUACAGAUAGAAAUAGACAGACUGAUGAACAGAAUAGAGUAUGAGAGAAAGAGAAGAAAAGAAGAGUUUAAUGAGAGAGAAGAAAGAUAUAAAACACUUAUGAAAGAGAGAGAGGAUAAAGAGAGAGAGAUGAAAGAGGAGAUGAAGAGAGAACGAGAGGAAUGGGUGAAACAGAAACUAGAGGAGAAGAGGAUGAUAGAAGAAGAGAGAAAGACAAACAGAUUCAGAGACUGA